CUAGGAGCAACAACUACUUAAACAGAUUGAAAUGAAUUCUGGCGAAUCAUCAAACGAUGGAGAUGAAGAUCUCAAACAGCGCAGAAACCUCGAUGUGGCUACGACAGCUUCUCUUGAUCUGGUUGCCUUAAACAAUAAGGUUAUCUCUAUGAGGGGACAAAUUAAGAAGGUGAAAGUUCACGUAAUCCACAAGCUUACAAGACAAAUAACAGCACUGCAGAAGAAACAAAGGGGUCCAGAGAAGUUACUUGAGAAAAAUAAAAGAAAAGCAGAAAGAUUAGUAGAGGAAGUACAAGUCUUAAAAGACUUAAAACCAGACCGCAUAGCAAAAUAUGCUAUCGGACAUACCAUUUCUUUCGCAAAUGUUUGCAAAGAGCCAAAGGCCUCUUUGGAAACCAAGGCACUGGCUAGACUGACAGAUCACAAGAUUUUACAAGAUUCUGUGAAAGAAUUCCGCAGAGACCAUGAGGACUGGAUGUCUUUGGCAGCUUUUCUGAUGAGUCGAAAUUCAGGUCGAAGAAUCAAAAAACAAAAACAGAAUCGUGUUGACAAAAUCAUCACAAAUGUCAAAGCUGGAGAAGUCUUGGUGAAAUCUUAUUUACAGAAUCGACUGGAAGGAGAUGAAGAAGGUCUGGACAAAAUUCAGAAAAUAAAUACAGGGAAGAAAAGUUCAGACAAUUCAGCACAGGAAGCUACAGACAGUCCAGCUAAUCCAGGGUUUCCUGGAGAUGGAGGGGGCUCUGAUAUGGAAUCAGAAGAAGAGAGUGAGGAGACUUCUGAAGAGGAUUCUGUCCACAGCGAGGAAUUGUCUGAGAACGAGUCGGAAACACAGCAAACAGAGACACAUCACAAAUCAACAGUACAAACAGAUUCAUCUAAACCCAGCACAAAUAAAAUUAAACAGAUAAAAGAAAGUAAAAAAGAAGGAAAGCAGGAGAGCAAAAAUUCAGAAAUGGUAAUAAAGAAAUUAAACAUGGAUGAUUUGGAUAGUGAAAGUGAGAUACCAACCGAUUCCGUGCCUUCAUUUCUAACAGGAGAUGAUAAAUCAAAAUCCUUAGAUACAGAAGCAAAGAAACACAAAAAGAAAGAUGCUUUCUUUGUUACAAGUGAUGAUUCAGGUGAAGAGGAUGAAGAUGAUAAUCAAGAGGAUAGUUACAGGCUAAAGGGAGAUAAUGCAGAUGAUAGAGAUGAGGAGGAGGAACUGGAGAGGGGAAAACAUGCAUUUAGAUCUACAUUCCUCGGCUCACUGUCAGAAAGAGACUGGAGAAGAAGCACCAAAGAAAGGAAUGAGUCAAAAAAGGCAACAACAUCAAAACAUGUCUCAAACUUUCAAAAAAAUAAAAGGAAUAGGGGAUUUCCAAAUACAAAUCCUAAUCAAAACAAGCAAUUCAGGUCAAAAGAAACACAAGACACCACUAGAAAAGAAGACAAGAACGAAAAGUUACAUCCUUCAUGGAUUGCAAGCAAGAAACGAAAAGAGCAAGCACAAAUACAAACAUUUCAAGGAAAGAAAAUCAAAUUUGAUGACUAGUACCUGGUACAUUGUACUUACCAGAUUAGUAAAUGUCUGAUCAUUUAUUGUUACCCUGCCAAGACAGAGUUCUAGUAUUAGAUUU
Molecule: messenger RNA, 1616 nt
Organism: Saccostrea cuccullata (small rock oyster)
Lineage: Eukaryota; Metazoa; Mollusca; Bivalvia; Ostreida; Ostreidae
Product: serum response factor-binding protein 1-like
Exons: 7
Coding region: 32-1531 (499 amino acids)
Biological process (GO): maturation of SSU-rRNA
Cellular component (GO): 90S preribosome; nucleus
Source: RefSeq, a predicted model, not a curated record